Diaporthe amygdali is the source of this 1233-nucleotide messenger RNA. Its product is annotated as kinase-like protein. NCBI's taxonomy places the organism in Eukaryota, Fungi, Ascomycota, Sordariomycetes, Diaporthales, Diaporthaceae. Gene Ontology annotation, biological process: spliceosomal complex assembly; protein phosphorylation; regulation of mRNA processing. Gene Ontology annotation, molecular function: ATP binding; protein kinase activity. The transcript has 6 exons. Bases 1 to 1233 code for a protein of 410 amino acids. The record is from RefSeq and is a predicted model, not a curated record.
AUGGAUAGUUAUGCACAUGGCCACAAGCCAUUAAAUUCCUUCUUCGACCAAGAACGUCUGGCAGGCUACAGACCAGGCGGAUUCCACCCUGUCUCUCUAGGGGAUCGUUUUAAAGACGGUCGCUACCUGAUUCGCCACAAGCUUGGGUGGGGAGGCUUCUCGACGGUCUGGUUGGCCAAAGACAAAAUUCGCGAGGAAUGGGUUGCAGUCAAGAUCCUGGCGGCCCACAGCGGACAAGAAAAGUCGUCCAAGGAGAUAGGCGUCCUGCGGGAAUUGUCUAAAAGCGCCACGAACGGACAACUUUACGUUGUUCAACUAUUGGAUGAUUUUUUCCAUGAAGGGCCAAAUGGACGUCACCAAUGUCUUGUUCUGGAGUUGCUGGGACCAAGUCUCGACAAUGUUAUCAAGAGCUGCAAUGCUUCGAUGUUCGACAGUCCAACUGCAGAUGAUCGCAUUGACUCUAAUGUCAUAUUCCGAGUGUCGAAACAGCUACUCGGGGCCUUAUCAAGCCUGCAUGAAAAGGGUAUCUCUCAUGGCGAUAUCAGCUCACAUAAUAUUGCCUUCACGGCAAAUAACAUAAAGCAUGCUUCGGAGCAAGACAUCUUAGCAAUUAUUGGCACCCCAGUCGUCGAGGAUCUUGUCCGAGAAGACGGACAGCCGGUUGACCCGAGGUUCCCCAAGCACAUGGUAAGGCGGGCGGAGUGGAAUCAUUGGUUGGAUGAGGACCAGGAAGACAUUCGACUGAUAGACUGGGGUGAGUCUUUCCGAGAGGGUGAGGAGCCUGCACGGCUGGCUCAGCCCGUUGACUGCAAGGCCCCCGAAACCAUAUUUGACGACCGGUUUGAUUAUCGUGUUGAUUUGUGGAGGGCCGGGAUUGUUAUAUACCACAUGGUGUUCGGGUACAAGCCUUUUGAGGCAUUUGGAGGGGAUGAGUUCCUUGUGUCGCAGAUGGUUCAUUUUGUGGAAGACGUGCCAGAAGAAUGGAAAGGAAAAUGGCUCAAAAUGAAAGAAGACUCUGACAAGCCAUAUAUUAAGGAUACAGACGAGGUUCCGGAGUUGUCAUGGCUCGAGCAACGCUUUGAUAGUCUUCUGGAAGACCCCCUUGAUCCACCCCUACGCCCGCUGCUACCUGUCAUUCAAGGGCUUUUGAGAUUCCGUCCAUCCGACCGAAUGCUGAGCCUGCUGUUCGAACUGUCUAGAACUGACAAAUGUAUCCAGUCACUGCAGUUCUAG